Messenger RNA from Apis florea (little honeybee), 2978 nucleotides. It is a transcript of the gene Sec3, whose product is annotated as exocyst complex component Sec3. Gene Ontology annotation, biological process: Golgi to plasma membrane transport; exocytosis. NCBI's taxonomy places the organism in Eukaryota, Metazoa, Arthropoda, Insecta, Hymenoptera, Apidae. Gene Ontology annotation, molecular function: phosphatidylinositol-4,5-bisphosphate binding. Gene Ontology annotation, cellular component: plasma membrane; exocyst. The record is from RefSeq and is a predicted model, not a curated record.
AAUUAGUAAAUUUACAUAUAUUGUUAUUAUUUUAAAGUAACAUCUUUUAUAUUCUAUACAGAACAUAAAAUUUUAAUUAUAAUUAUGGCUGCAAUAAGACAUACAUUACAAAGAGAAGUAUUCACACCUAGCGAUGAAAAAUUAUUAAGUAUAUGUUAUGUAAGCAAAGCAUAUAAAAAAAAGAUGAGUUUUUUGUGUUUAACUACAACUACAGAUUCACCAACAUCUUUAGUUUUAUAUCAAGUAAAAAAAAAUGAUAAAAAUGUAUUCAAGAAAAAACAAUCUUGGUCUUUAAGCGAUAUUCAAAUUGUGGAUGGUGUAAAAAAUGAUUCUAUGGAUAUAGAAUUACAUAUUGAUAAAGUAUAUAAAUGGUCAGUGACAACAGCACAAGAACGAAGAACAUUUAUAAGCAAUUUAUAUACUUAUUCAUGUAAUUUAGCUCAAAGACCACAAUUUAGAAAUAUUCCCAAAGAAUGGCUCAUAGAUCCUAGUUCAUUAAAAGAAAGUGAUAGUAUCACUUUCACACCAGAAUUAUUAACAUCCCCUAUUUCAUCUGAUUAUCAACCUAUUACUGAAAAAGAAGCUGCUGAUUUAGAACAAAUGAUGGAAGAUUGUGAAUAUGCAGUCUCUAAUGCUGAACUUUUUAUGGAAACUCUUUCUAAAGAUCUUUCAAUUCUUGAUGGGGAAAAUGUACAAUCAGUUUUGGCAUCAGAAGCUUGUGUAACUCAAUUAAUGAAUAGUAUAGAAAUAGCAAUAACUGAAGCUUCUGUUGUUGAAGCUCGUCUGGCUGCUUAUGAUGAAGCACUUGGUAGGAUUAGAGAAGUUAUGGCACGUGUAGGUCAAAAAAAUCAAGCUAUUCAUACAGCUAAUAGUAAUGCACGACUUUUAUUAGAUCAAUUGAACACAGUCAUUUCACAAUUAGAUAUUUCAUCAACUCAUCAACAUAUUUUGAGUGAAGCUGAGCUUCCAGGAGAAAAAGACGUACUUAGCCAAGCAGGUGCUGCUCUUUUAAAAGCAAUAACAGCUCCUCUACCACCAGGACUUGAUAAAUUAAGUGCAGUAACAGAACAAAAGAGACGACUUGACAAACUUAGAAUAAAAUUUUCUGUGAUUGUAGCUAGACAUCUAAAUAAUCUUUUUAUACAUUUGGGCAAUGAUAUUGGAGAUAUGUCAACAUCAAUGACUGAUUUAAUUCUUCCAACACAUCAAGCAGUUCAUUAUGAACUUGAACCAUAUACAGAAUUAAUGCAAUUAUUAAGAGCAUUAGAUUAUAAAGCUUUUGUACAAUUAACUAAAGUUUAUACAGAUACAAUGAGUAAACUAUAUAAAAGGGAUUUGAAAAGAUUUUUUGAGGAAGCAAGAAAUAAACUUAUUUGUAAACGUUUUCAAACAAAUACAUCAAAAUCUAGUGGUCAAAAAGUAGAAGAUUUAUUGAAUCCUGCACCUAUUUGUUUAUUAAGUGGCGAAAUAUGGGCACCUGUAGGAGAAGGAAAUCUUUUAGAUUCAGUUCUUGAUUGUAUGCUUUCUCAAAUGCAACCAGUUUGUCUUGCAGAACAAGCUUUUUGCAUUUCUUUUCUACAAUUAGAUUCUGUUCUUUCCCCAUCAAAAAGUAGUGAAAUGGAAGAAACAGAUAAUGUUAGCAAUGGAGCUGCAAGUCCAGGAUCAGUGACUUCUACAGCAAGUAAAAAAUUAGAAAGACAAGUAAAUGAAGAAGUACGUGCAACAAUGGCAGCUAUAUUUCCAUCACUGGAAAGUGAAUUAAAUAAUUUUAUUGCCUUUUUGGAUAAAAUAGAUAGUUUUUGGUGUAUGUAUGUCUUAGUACGUUUAUCACAACAUGUUAUGUCAGCACAAGAUAUUGGUUCAUUUUUAUCUAUGACAUUUGCUUCUGCUUUAAUUCAAGUUAAAAGAGCUUUUGAUAAAUUCAUGCAAACACAAUUACAAUCAAUUCUUUGUGAUACUAAAGUUAAUCGUAGAAAUAAAUGUGGUAUAUUACCAUAUGUAGAAAAUUUUGAAUCAUUUGCACGAACAGCAGAAAAAAUUUUUAAAAAUUCAGAUAGAAAAGUUGAUCUUGAGAAAUGGUAUACUAAAUUAGUAAGUACAAUGUUUGAUGCUAUUGUUAUCCAUAGCAGAGAACAUCAUAAAACUCCACAAGAAGUUAUUAAAAUGGAAAAUUUUCAUCAUUUAUACGAUCUUUUAUCACAAUUAAAAAUAUCUGUUCUUGAUCACGAACGAAAGGAAGCUAAACAAAAAUAUCAGGAUGCUUUACGAGCAUAUGUUACACAAUAUUUUGGAAGACCUUUAGAAAAACUUAAUUUAUUUUUUGAAGGCGUGCAAGCAAAAGUUGGUGCUGGAGUUAAAGAAUCUGAAGUUAGUUAUCAAAUGGCCUUUAGUAAACAAGAACUUAGACGUGUUGUAAAAGAAUAUCCUGCCCGAGAAGUUAAAAAAGGUUUAGAAAAUUUAUAUAGAAAAGUUGAAAAACAUUUGUGUGAAGAAGAAAAUUUAUUACAAGUCGUUUGGCGUGAAAUGCAAGGUGAAUUUAUUGCACAAUAUAUUUACAUAGAAGAAUUAAUUCAAAGAUGCUAUCCGGAUAGUAUGGUAACUCUUGAAUUUACCAUACAAGAUAUUUUAGAAUUUUUUUCAGAAAUAGCCCGAUCUCACUAAAAAAUUUGAUAAUUUAAAAAUUGUGAAAUAAACAAUUAUAUUUAUAUAUUAGAUUUAAAUAAUAUAUUAACAGAAUAAUAAUUUUUUCUAUAAAUAAAAAUGUAAAUAUUUAAUUUUUAUAUUUUAACUUUGUUAAGUUUGAAUCUUUUUGAUAAAUAAGGACAUAAUGAAUUUAUUUAUUUAAUGAAAUUUAAUUCAAAUAUUUUAUGUAUUUUAUUUCUUAAUAAUUUUUCAAUAUUUUUCAAAAUGCAUUAAAACAAUUUUAAAUCAUAUAAUUUUAAAUACAAAAAUGUAAACAAAAUAAAAUAUAUAUUUUA